UCCCAUCGUACAUUUGUAGUUCUGCUUGAUCAAUGGGCUAUUAAUUUAUGAAUGUGCACUAACUCCUCGAAGAUUUUUGUGUAUGUACAAGAUCUUCAAUUUUUUCAAGCAAAACAUUUGGUCGAUCUUUGCAUAACGCUAUCUUGUAGGAGAUUCGAGUUCGUUUUACGUCGAUCUUUUGUGAUGGAAGGCAAAUCAGAACGCAAAAGCAAUGCAAAAGUUAUUGCUUUAAGAGAAAUUGAAGUCGAGAUUCAGAAGUCAUGGAAAGAGAAAAAAAUUUUUGAGGUGGAUGCACCUGAGUUGAAUUCUGAAGAAGCUAAAAGGAAACAAAAGUACUUUGUUACAUUUCCAUAUCCUUACAUGAAUGGCUGUCUUCAUUUGGGACAUACAUACUCAAUGUCUAAGUGUGAGUUUGCAGUUGGCUAUCAGCGCAUGCAAGGCAAAGCAUGCUUAUUUCCAUUUGGAUUUCAUUGUACUGGGAUGCCAAUAAAGGCAUGCGCAGAUAAAUUGCAGCGUGAAAUUGCUGACUUUGGGUGUCCUCCCAAGUUUCCUGAAGAGACAGAACCGGCUGAAGAAAAGCAGGUGAAAAGUAAAGUAGCUGCAAAAACUGGCAAGGCAAAUUACCAAUGGCAGAUCAUGCAGAACAUGGGUUUGGAUGACGAUAGUAUCAAAAAUUUUGCUGAUGCUGACUUUUGGUUAAGAUAUUUCCCUCCCGUGGCUAUGAGGGAUCUUCAAAGUAUGGGAGUGAAGGUUGACUGGAGGCGUUCCUUCAUUACCACUGAUGUUAAUCCUUACUAUGAUUCUUUUGUGCGAUGGCAUUUUCUAACCUUAAAAGAUCGAGGAAAGGUGAAAUUUGGCAAAAGAUAUACGAUAUUUUCACCCAAGGAUAACCAACCCUGUAUGGACCAUGAUCGACUGAGUGGAGAGGGUGUCGGUCCUCAAGAGUAUACAAUCAUUAAGAUGAAAGUAAUCGAGCCCUUUAAAGAGAAACUCGGUUCGUUAUCGGGAAGAGAUGUUUAUUUGGUUGCAGCCACAUUGCGUCCAGAGACAAUGUAUGGCCAAACGAACUGCUUCGUGAGGCCAGAUAUGAAGUACAUUGCUUUUGAAACCGUGCACAAAGAGAUUUUCAUAUGUACAAGGAGAGCCGCUCAAAACAUGUCUUAUCAAGGAUUUACUGCCGACGAAGGAAAAUACGAAGUUUUAAUAGAACUUACUGGGCAGGAUAUCAUGGGUCUUCCAUUGAAAGCCCCUCUUACGUCGUGUCCUGUCAUCUAUACAUUGCCAAUGCUUAAUAUUAAAGAGGAUAAAGGUACUGGUAUAGUUACAUCUGUUCCUUCUGAUGCACCAGAUGAUUUUGCUGCACUUAGAGAUCUCAAAUCUAAAGAGGCAUUUCGUAAAAAGUAUGGUGUUACAGAUGAAAUGGUUCUACCAUAUGAUCCCAUACCCAUCAUCGAAGUACCAGACUUUGGUAACCUUGCUGCGGUAAAGAUAUGCGAGGAUAUGAAAAUCAAGAGUCAAAAUGAGCGAGAUCGUCUUGACGAAGCUAAACAAAUAACGUACAAGAAAGGAUUUUAUGAAGGCGUUAUGUUGGUUGGUGAUUUCAAAGGCUUUUUUGUUCACGAGGCCAAGAAACUCGUGCAAGAUCAAAUGAUUAAGCAGAAUGAAGCCGUACUUUACAUGGAACCCGAGAAGACCAUUGUCUCACGUUCUGGCGAUCAAUGUGUUGUGGCUCUCUGUGAUCAAUGGUAUUUGGAUUAUGGUGAUUCCGAUUGGAAAAACAAGACAAGAAAGGCUUUAGAAAAAUUGAAUACAUAUGUGGAAGAGAGUCGAAGAAAUUUUGAAGCGACCCUUGAUUGGUUACACGAGCAUGCCUGCUCAAGAUCGUAUGGCUUAGGCACAAAAUUACCAUGGGACGAGCAGUAUUUGAUCGAAUCUUUGUCAGAUUCAACAAUAUACAUGGCUUACUAUUCCGUGGCAUAUCUUCUUCAAGGCGGUGUAUUAGAUGGCUCGGUACCUGGUCCUCUUGGUAUUAAACCAGAACAGAUGACUAAAGAAGUUUGGGAUUAUAUAUUUUUUCAAAAUGCCGCGAAACCUACAACGGACAUUCCUAUGGCGUCUUUAACAAAGCUUCGUCAGGAAUUUCAUUAUUGGUAUCCUGUGGAUGUUCGCGUAUCUGGAAAGGAUCUGAUACCAAAUCAUUUAACCUUUUUUCUCUACAACCAUUGUGCUAUUUGGAAGGAUGAACCAGAAAGAUGGCCUGUCAGUGUGCGAGCAAAUGGCCACAUCUUGCUUAACUCCGAAAAGAUGUCCAAGUCUACUGGAAAUUUUUUGACUUUGGAACAAGCUGUGAAAAAGUUCUCCGCCGAUGGUUUGCGUUUAGCCCUUGCCGAUGCUGGCGAUACAAUUGAAGACGCCAAUUUUGUCGAGAAAAUGGCAGAUGGUGGUAUUUUGCGACUGUAUACAUUUCUGGAGUGGGUUAAGGAAAUGAUUGAACUGAAAGAUAAUCUUAGAGUUGACUCGAUGGAAUCAUUUCAAGACUUGGUUUUCAUAAAUGAAAUAAACAAUACCAUUGCUAAGUCGAAGGAAAACUACGAGAACAUGCUUUAUCGAGAAGUUGUUAAAUCGUCAUUCUUCGAGUUCCAAGCUGCUCGAGAUCGCUAUCGAGAAAUGUCGAUGAACGGAAUGCACCGCGAACUUGUGUUUCGAUUUAUAGAGGUUCAGGUGUUGAUGCUUGCGCCUAUAUGUCCUCAUAUUUGUGAACAUAUCUGGAGAUUGAUUGGUCACGAGGACAGCAUCAUGUUUGCGUCUUGGCCUCAACAUCAGGAGGUGAACAAAUCCUACUUAAAAGCAUCGUCGUACAUUGCUGAUUCAGCACACGAAUUUCGCCUAAGGAUCAAAUCCAUGAUGACGUCGAGAGGAAAAAAGAACGCUACUCCCGCAGUCCAACCAACGAAGGGCAUUAUUUAUAUUGCUGACUCGUUUCCGUCAUGGCAAGAGCUUACAUUGAAAAAGUUGAAGGAAAUGUAUGAAAUAAACGGUGGAUCAUUUCCUGAUAAUCGAGAAAUCGUUAAGGCAAUGAAAGAUAUUCCAGAGGUUCAGAAUUACAUGAAGAAACUUAUGCCGUUUAUUCAAAACUAUAAGAAUAAAGUUGAAAGCGAAGGAAUUGAAGCUUUGGAUACGACAUUGAGUUUUGAUGAAAGAAAUGUCUUGAAUGCUAACAUCCAGUAUUUGACAAAAUCACUCGGUCUUUGCUCAAUAGAAUUGAAGUCGGCGGUUGAAGGUGAUAAUAAAAUCAAAGAAGACUGCCUUCCAGGGAAACCGUAUUCUGUAUUUAAAGCUUGAAGAAAACAUGUUAUUGGUGGACAAUGUGUGAGACAAGUUGCAGAAUUUCUUAUAGUUAGAUAGCUUUCUAAUGGAAUUUGUUUUAAUAAAUUAACGGUUGUCCUUUCUUUGAA
Xenia sp. Carnegie-2017 is the source of this 3455-nucleotide messenger RNA. RefSeq names its product leucine--tRNA ligase, cytoplasmic-like. The record is from RefSeq and is a predicted model, not a curated record. The transcript has 33 exons. Gene Ontology annotation, molecular function: leucine-tRNA ligase activity; ATP binding; aminoacyl-tRNA deacylase activity. Lineage: Eukaryota; Metazoa; Cnidaria; Anthozoa; Malacalcyonacea; Xeniidae. Bases 52 to 3342 code for a protein of 1096 amino acids. Gene Ontology annotation, biological process: leucyl-tRNA aminoacylation.